AUGAAUGUUGUGAAAGAAAUCCAAAGAAUUAAUGAAAGAGAAAUAACAAGUGGAACUUGGUCAGAAUCGGCGUCUUGGCACGUACAGUACAAAGAUACAGCUUGGAUCUUUGCUGGUAAUCUCCCGUUUGAAUUAACAGAAGGUGAUGUCGUUUGCAUCUUUUCGCAAUACGGUGAAAUUAUUCAUAUUGAACUUAUACGUGAUCACAAAACCGGUAAAUCUAAAGGUUUUGCUUUUAUCCAGUAUGAAGAUCAGCGUAGCACAGUCUUAGCCGUAGACAAUUUGAAUGGUGCAGACGUUUUGGGACGUACUUUACGUGUUGAUCAUUCAUUUGGACCUAAAAAGCAAAAAAAGAGAGAGGGGGAAGAAGAAUCGGACGAUGACCAGCCCAAGAUGAAUGUUGCUCCUGAAUUAGUCGAAGUGGUUGAAAAGGAAAAAUCGAAACCAAAGCCCAAGCCUAUCGAUGUGGAUGAAGAGGACCCUAUGGCUGCUUACUUUAGAGAUAAAAAGGAAAAGAAAAGUAGAUCGCCUGUUGAAAGACGAAGAAGAAGUAGAUCGCCUGUCGAAAGAAAAAGAAGUAGAUCACCCGUCGAGAGAAAAAGAAGUAGUUCGCCUACUGAAAGAAGAAGAAGAAGUCGGUCGCCCUAUGAUAGUAGAAGAAAUAGAUCUCCUUUUGAGAGAAGAAGAAGUAGAUCUCCUUAUAGAAGAAGUAGAUCCCCCUAUAGCAGAAGUAGUGGAUCUCAUAACAGAAGAAGUAGAUCUCCUGUGGAAAGAAAGAGCCGAUUCGAUGUUAAACCUUGAUGUAUUUUAAAAAUAAUUUAUGAAAAUAAAAGGAAAACCAGCUCUCAUUUCAACUUUAAAAGUGGAUCUGACUUUGUAUAAUGGUAUGUUAUGUCCCCACUUAUUGAUCAAUGCUUAAUAUGUACAAAUAAAGAAUAUCACUUAUUACUGU
Messenger RNA from Mucor mucedo, 952 nucleotides. RefSeq lists its product as uncharacterized. The record is from RefSeq and is a predicted model, not a curated record. The transcript has 6 exons. Gene Ontology annotation, molecular function: RNA binding. Lineage: Eukaryota; Fungi; Mucoromycota; Mucoromycetes; Mucorales; Mucoraceae. Gene Ontology annotation, biological process: mRNA splicing, via spliceosome. Bases 1 to 801 code for a protein of 266 amino acids. Gene Ontology annotation, cellular component: catalytic step 2 spliceosome; U2 snRNP; precatalytic spliceosome.